CAUCUUGGGUCUGCUACAGCACCGCCAUCAUCAAGCUUGGAGAUGCUGUUUUGCUCUGCUGUGAGAGAUUCAUGUGUUUGGUGAAUAGCUGAAGCCUUUGUUUUACCAAGAGGAUUAAGGGAUUUUUUACUUUUUUUUCUGCCCCUUUCAGAUCUAUCAGGCUGUGCCACAAACCACUGGUCAGCCUUUAACCCUCUCUGGUAUUCCAGCCUCCACAGCUGGGAAUUAGAUUUUAAGUUGGUAAACCUGCCAUGCCUUCACUUUUUUCAUUUUUUUCCCUGUCUCAGUGGAGUAACUCUCACUGCUUUUUAUUGAUUUAUUUAUUUUCUGCCAGUGCUCGUCAGUGCUGCUGUCACCUAAGGAUUGAUGCACUGAGGCACACCAUGGCGUGUGGUUCAUAGCCAGCAUCAAGCUCCUGUAUUUGGGCACUGAUUUUUUAAAAGUGCUUAUUAGUUUAAAAACUGUGACUUUCUUGCUUAAUUUUUGAGACAUGUUAUGGUCUCCGAAGCUCUCCCUGUCGAACAUCCACGUGCGUUUGACAGCUAAGGGUUUGCUCCGAAACAUUCAGCUGCUGUCAGGAUGCAGGAAGAACACUGUGGUUUUCCAAGCAGUGGACAAGAACAAACCCAAGGCCAGUCCCGCCAGCAAAACCCUCCGAGGCAACCAUCCCAACCGAAACCAGAGCCGCGGACCUCCGGAUGUGGUACCAGCGGAUGUUUCCAAGGAUGAGAGGAAGGACCAGAGCAUCCAGCUCAAAGGACUCCUGGCAGCCAGUAACUGCAGAUUUGAGGCACUCACCAUCGUCCUGCAGAAAAUGUUGACUGAGCGUGAUGAAGCCUCAAAGCAGUGCAGGGAGCUAUCCCAGGAGCUUGUCAACCUUCGAGGAGAUCUGGUUUGCUCCAUCCAUUCAUCCGAGCGUUUGGAGAAGGAGAAGGAGGAGUUGCGUGUUGCUCUGGAGGAUGCUCUGCACAAACUGCAGGAGCAGCACCAGAAGGAUGUGGCUGAGCUGGAGCAGAGGCUACAGGCCUUCUACCAGGCUGAGUGGGACAAGGUCCACCUCACCUACCAGGAGGAGGCUGACAAGUGCAAGACUCUCAUGCAACAGCAGAUGGGAGAGCUUAAAGCCAAUCAUGAAGCUAUGAAGCUGGAACUACAGAACAGCCACGUAGAACAGCUGCAGUGUGUUAAACAGCAGUAUGAAAUGUCACUGGAAGAGCUCAGGAAAGUUCACAACGAGGAGCUGCAGUCUUUGGACAAAACUUUGAAAGAUGCAGAAACUACUCUAUCUGGACAGAUUCAAGAGCUGACUGCUGAGAACAAUGCCCUGAUAGAGAAGCUAACAGCAGAGGAGAACAGGAGGAAAGAACUGGCCGAAAAGAGUCAGAAAGACUCCCACACCCUGUACCUGGAGCAGGAGCUGGAGAGCCUCAAAGUGGUGCUGGAUAUCAAGAACAAACAGCUCCACCAGCAGGAGAAGAAAAUGAUGGAGAUAGACAGACUGACGGAGAAAAAUGUGAAGUUGGAUGAGAACCUUAAGAAGGUCCAGCAGGAGAAUGAGGAUCUCAAAGCUCGCAUGGAAAGGCAUGCUGCACUGUCAAGGCAGCUGUCCACAGAGCAGGCCAUGCUGCAGGAGUCUCUUCAGAAGGAGUCCAAGGUGAACAAGCGUUUGUCCAUGGAGAAUGAGGAGCUGCUGUGGAAGCUCCAUAACGGAGACCUGAGUAGCCCCCGCAAAGUGUCCCCCACCUCCACCUCCCCCUCCCACUCCUUCAGCCUCCAGUCACCUCGCAGCUCUGGCAUCUUCUCCAGCCCUCCCGUCUCACCCAGAUAACGAUGGGCCCCUGCUUCCAGGAAGCAGACCCUCACGUUUGAGUUAUCCCUCGAGAAUAUGGAGCCAUGUUUGUUUCCUGUUCGCUUAGCAACACAACAGCCUGACCUUGGCUCCUUCAGGAUUGGAUGAACUCUGACACUGUCUGUACAGAUGCUACAGACUGUAAGAAAAAUGUUGCACAGACGCACUUAAUAAGCAAGGCCACCUUGUUCUUUGCCUUUCACAUCUGAAACUAUGGAUGAGGGAAAAGGAAAUCUCAGGACUUCUAUGUAAUGAAACACUAUUUUUGUUACUUGUAGUUGUUGGCAGAGGCUUGUCUUUCCUGAAGCUGAGCACACGCACACUUACAGUACAUGCAGUAAAAAAAAAAAGAAAAAAAAAAACCAAACAUGCAUGCAUAUGUAUACACAUGUGCAGAUACAACCCUGCAGAGUGUGAGGGGGCGUCUUUGUGUCUCUGGAGACCACAGCCAUGCAAAGUCUGAAUUCAGAAUAGCUAUGAAUACAGAUGGCACUAUCCCUCCUCAGGGCAUCUUUUUAUUUUAAAUAUGUAUGGAGUAUUGCUUCUGUUGGAUUCCUGCACCAUUUCUCACAGCUAACUGCUCAAGGGCGACAGUCAACCUGUCUUAUUACUAACACUGCUAGUCAGUACACCAGUGCUGUACAUGCCUCUGUCUAAAAAGAGAAAUGGUUGUACUCAUAUGCAGGCUGCUCUGCCCACAGUGCUCAUGGGAAUGUUCAGAGUUUCCUUCUUAUUUUCAAAGGUUGGGAUUUUUUACAUCUCUACAGUUUCAGUAUCAUUUCUGGCCUCAAACAUGUUGUGUUUCUCCACUUUUGUUGUUUGUUUGACUAAGGGACCAAUCAAAGUCUUUGUGCAUGUGUUUGAGUCAUGUCAAUCAACCCUCACUGAACCCUCCUCCUAAAGCAGCUUUAAAUUCAGGGUCUUUACAGAGAGUUGACCAGAAGAAGCCUUGCUUGUACAUGUCAGAGACACUGCAUCUUGGAAAUGUCUCAAAAAGAGUAUUUUGUGUGGAGCUGAUAUUACCGGUGUGUUGACCCUGUUUGAAAUAUGCAAAUAAUAAAGUCUUGUAUCAAACCUUAA
Molecule: messenger RNA, 2929 nt
Organism: Lates calcarifer (barramundi perch)
Lineage: Eukaryota; Metazoa; Chordata; Actinopteri; Centropomidae
Gene: mtus1a
Product: microtubule associated tumor suppressor 1a
Exons: 10
Coding region: 491-1828 (445 amino acids)
Cellular component (GO): cytoplasm; nucleus
Molecular function (GO): microtubule binding
Source: RefSeq, a predicted model, not a curated record